UGUAAUUUUGGCGCGCCGUACUCCUCGCUGUUUGUUCUCCAUAAAAAGAGGGCGGACUCCCAGCGCGCACUGGACUAUAAAAGUCUCCGGAGUGCCCGCGGAGCGCGGCUCGGCGCUGCUCCCGCGAUGAGGACGACAUGCGCGGGGAAGAAGCGGCUGAAACCUGGACGACAUGGAGGACGACGCGCGUUUUGGGUGUGAUCUUGUACCGUGGAUGUAACGGAGGCUUUGGGUGACUUUUGUCGGGUGGACAGGCGCAGAGGUCCAAAGUGCGCGCACCUUUGCGGAUCCGGACUGUUUUGUCCCCCGAUUGGACAUAAAACUGUCGUUUUGGGAUCGCACCGAAUCGGGACGAUACAUGCGUGUGGAUUGUAACGGCAGCGAUCUGCGGGUCUGCAGGGGCCAUAUUGAAGCUCGUAGGAACUGAGUCUAAGAUGAAGUUAUGGGACGUCGCGGCCAUGUGUUUGUUGCUCCUGAGCUCCGUUGCUACCCGGCCUCUCUACCACCCAAGCAGCCCGCAGCAGCCAGACAAGAGGACCUUCCCUGACGCGCACCCAGCCCACCAGGACGACCGAGAGGAGACGUUGUUGUUGUUGCGGCGACGCCACGAGGAGCGCAGCCUGCAGGACGUCUCCAUGGAGGAUCAAUACGACACCACGGGUCCUGAUUCCCAGCACUUUGAUGACGUCAUGGACUUCAUCGAGGACACCAUCGGCAGACUGCGGAGAUCCUCGGAGUCGCGUGUCCAGAAGGAUCAGCGUCAGAGAGGAGCAUCAAACAGCAGGGGUCCAAGAGGCGAGAGGAGACGAGGGCGGAGUCGAGGCAAGGGAGGACGAGGCGAGCGAGGCAGAGGGACCACGUCGGUCCAGAGUCGAGGCUGCCUGCUGAAGGAGGUCCACCUCAACGUGACUGACUUGGGUCUUGGCUACCAGACCAAAGAGGAGAUGAUCUUCCGCUACUGCAGCGGGCCGUGUGCAGAGGCCGAGACCAACUACGACAAGAUCCUCAACAACCUGAGUCACAGCAGGAAGCUGGACAAGGACCCGCCCGCACGCACGUGCUGUCGGCCCAUCGCUUUUGACGACGACUUGUCCUUCCUGGACGACAACGUUGUGUAUCACACGCUCAAGAAACACUCGGCCAAGAAGUGCGGCUGUGUUUGACGGCACAGGGAAAGCUGGAGCCUAUCCCGGCUAACUUUUGGCGGACUACACGCUGGAUGGAGACUAAAUAUGGUUACAUUUCCUGCCUUUCCUGAAAAACCACACAACAAAAAAGUUUCUUUUUGUGGGGAAAACUCCAGGAAUAUUCCUUCCUUUCUUUCUUGGGGUCCUGCAGAACCACACCAGGAUUCAGCAAAGACCUUUUUGGCAUUUAUACAUGUAUAAAUACAUAAAUAUAUAUAUAUAUAUAAAUAUAUAUCAACGCUUGUGUGUAAGAGGUAUAUUUAUUAAGUUAACUUAUUGUUAUUUAUUUCUACUUGUUUUUUUUUUCUUAUUUAUUGAAAAGUUUGUCCUGGAUGGUGCCAAAGAGAAAGCGUGAAAAGAGACUCCGGACCAAAAGAAGCGAUCUCGUUGCCCGGUUUUUUGAGUCAUGUGACCCCGGCGGGAACAUCUGGGACAUGUCGAUUGGUCACACGUUUACAAGGAGGCGUGAAGAGGAACAUAAACAAUGGAGGAUCGGUCAGUCCACGUUUUGGUCAUUUCAUUUUCUUCAUUGAAAAAAACAAAAACAAAUUUUUAAAAUACAAAAAAGAACAUUGAAAAACAAAGUUGUUGUUGGUGGUCCGUUCAUUCUAGUUCCAAUUCUGAAACGCAAAUCAAAAAACAAGAAUAGGGCUGUUUUUUCCAUUUUUAUCAUAUAUGGCAGUUUUGAAAACAAACAAAAAAGGGUUGCAAUAUUGCCAUAACAUUUGAUUUUGUGCUGUUUUCC
Messenger RNA from Nerophis lumbriciformis (worm pipefish), 1932 nucleotides. RefSeq names its product glial cell derived neurotrophic factor a (gene gdnfa). Gene Ontology annotation, molecular function: growth factor activity; receptor tyrosine kinase binding; glial cell-derived neurotrophic factor receptor binding. NCBI's taxonomy places the organism in Eukaryota, Metazoa, Chordata, Actinopteri, Syngnathiformes, Syngnathidae. The record is from RefSeq and is a predicted model, not a curated record. Gene Ontology annotation, biological process: peripheral nervous system development; positive regulation of branching involved in ureteric bud morphogenesis; negative regulation of neuron apoptotic process.